AAGUGUGACUAUCGUCAUUGUCAUCGUCAUUCUCGUUUGAAUAUUAAAUGCAGUAUUUAAAUAUUUCCAUAAAUUUCAUGUAAUUAUUCACAUCUAGUUUGGUUACAAAUACAUUUCAAUUAUUUUGUGAAUGUUCAAGUGCUGAAGUGAUCAAAUUUACUGAAAAAGUUUUCGUUUGUGUUGGAUCUUCAACAUGUGUUUAUGAUGUAGCUUAGAUGUGUUUUCUGAUGGGCUCAAGUCAGAGUCAAAGAUCAUGGUGCGGCUGUGGACCAGCUAUAAAAACAGGAGGCAUUUGCGAUGGAAGUUGUGCUACAGUAGACGAAUCAUGCAACCAGGUGACAGCAUUUUUGAGAUCUCGUCCAGAUUUCCUGGAGAGGUAUCUGAUGGAGGAAGUAGAAUUAGAACAAUUAGAACGAUGGAUGAUCAGGAAAACGCAACGAACGAGGAAAGCCAUGUUGCAACAGCAAUCAGGUAAUACACCAUCUGGUAAGUGCGUGGAUGGUUGCAACGAUCCAUGUGCUUAUGGAAAUAGUGGAAAUAAUGCGGCUGCCAAGGGCCGAAAAACUAGUCUAUCACGAUGGAAAUUUUGUGUACAUGCAGAUAAACGACAAAUGUUACAGGAUUUGACGCAGUCCUUGCAUUUUCGUCCUGCAAAGUCCCAAGUACUUUGGGAAUUAGCCAAUUGUAUAUCAUCAGCAGUAGGUGCUGAUGGUUUUAAUUUAUAUGUAAUUAAUCCGGAUUUGAUGCAAAAUCAAAAACAACCGGAAAAUCAUCUAUUACUUCAUCCGGGACCAGAAGCAGUCGUAAAUGACAAAUUAAAAAGAUCAAAUGGAAAAACUAAAACUGGUGGUUCUAUUGUACGAUUUGUAGCCAAAUCUAGGGAAGCUGUACGAUGGACCAGAAACAAUAAUGAUCCAAGAUUUUUGGACAACCCUACAGACGAGUUAGAAGACAUAUCACACAUCCUCUGCCAACCAAUGAUCCAAUCCGAUGGUCAUCUAGCAGCGGUUCUCGAACUGUGGCGACGCGGAGAACAAACUGGAGGAGCCUUUCACGAAGAAGACGAAGAAAUAUCCUGCAGUUACUUGGUUUGGGGAGGAAUUGCUUUGCAUUAUGCCCAAUUGUACCUAGGAUUACAAAAACAAAGGAAAUUGAACGAUUUCUUGUUGGCCGUCGUCAAGUCAAUUUUCCAGGACAUGGUCAGUAUAGACAUGCUGGUGAAAAAAGUUAUGAAUUUUGCGCAAAGACUAGUAGAUGCUGAUAGGGCUUCCUUGUUUUUGGUAGAUAACAAAAGUCAUGAACUUUAUGCCAAAAUUUUUGAUGUAGGAGUGGAAGAUGAAAAUAAAUAUGUGCACGAUGAUACACAUGAUGGUUCAUCGAAUCCGAUCAUAUCAGCUUCUUUUGGAAAUCUUUUUGCUUCUCAAGAAUCUGACUCGCCUAUUGAUGCAAAAGGAUCCUUAACAACGCAACCCAGCCGGACAAGUACUUACCCAUCACAAAUGCAGAAGAAAUCUGAAAACGAAAUCAGGUUUCCUCUGGGAACUGGAAUCGCUGGUCAAGUUGCUCUGACAGGAGAAAUUUUGAACAUACCUGAUGCCUAUGCUGAUCCUCGGUUUAAUCGAGAAGUUGAUCAAAUUACUGGAUACAAGACAGAAUCUAUUCUAUGUAUGCCUAUUUUUAUCCGAGGAUCAAUAAUUGGAGUAGUCCAAAUGGUGAAUAAGCAUACUGGAACUUUCAACUCCGAAGAUGAGGAAGCUUUUGAAAUGUUUGCUGUAUAUUGUGGGCUGGCCCUUCAUCAUGCAAAAUUAUACGACAAAAUCAAAAGAUCAGAACAAAAAUAUAGAGUUGCUUUGGAGGUUCUAAGUUACCACAACACGUGCACAGAAGACGAAUUUAAUAAAGCAAUAGGCAGGGGAAUUCCAGAAUACGUCCCCGAUUUAGACGACUACUACUUCGACCCCUUCAAAGUGGAUGAUUAUCAGAAGGCUAUAAAUGCAAUGUCAAUGUUUAUUGAUAUUUUUGGUUUGAAUCGAUUUGAGCUGAACAGUCUUAUAAGAUUCACUCUGACCGUAAAGAAAAAUUAUAGGAGGGUUCCGUACCAUAAUUGGACGCACGGAUUUUCUGUUGCCAAUACGAUGUAUUGCAUAAUUAAACAUUCGCGGAAUGUCUUUAGGCCAAAUGAGUGUCUGGCUAUGUACAUUGGUGCACUCUGCCACGAUUUGGAUCACAGAGGCAAAAACAACAAAUUCAUGAUGGAAAUGGAAUCACCUUUAGCCGCUAUUUACAGUACAUCAACCAUGGAACAUCAUCAUUUCAAUCAGACUGUCACGAUAUUACAACAGGAAGGCCACAACAUUUUUGCCAAACUGACCAGUGGCGAAUACAAAUACGUUCUGAGUCAUCUAAAACAUUGCAUUUUGGCGACGGAUCUUGCUCUAUUUUUCCCAAAUCGGGAAAGAUUAAGCAUGCUUUUGGCAGAAGACAACUUUUCCUGGAAUAUGCCAGAACAUAGAAUGUUGGUUCAUGCUUUAUGUAUGACUGGGAGCGAUUUGUCCGCCAGUGCCAAACCUUGGGACAUCCAGGCGGAAACUGUUAAAGUUAUAUUUGAAGAAUUUUAUCAACAAGGUGAUGCCGAAAGGGCAGCAGGUCGCCAGCCGAUGUCUAUGAUGGAUCGGGAGCUACCUGAAGAACAACCUGGGUCUCAGGUAGGUUUCCUGACAGGAAUCUGCAUACCUUGUUACAGCAUUUUGGCCAGAUUGAUUCCGGAAACUAAACCAUUGUUGACACAAUGUCAAAAGAAUCUAAAUCGGUGGCAGGAACUCACUGAGGAUGCUAAGGCACAAAAGGCUGAAAAAUUUAAAAAUUCGGAUGAGAAAUGAUAGAGGAUAAUGCAAAUAUGAUAAAAACAAGUAGCAAGAUGAACCUGAAGGAAC
Molecule: messenger RNA, 2933 nt
Organism: Ctenocephalides felis (cat flea)
Lineage: Eukaryota; Metazoa; Arthropoda; Insecta; Siphonaptera; Pulicidae
Product: probable 3',5'-cyclic phosphodiesterase pde-5
Exons: 16
Coding region: 216-2879 (887 amino acids)
Biological process (GO): signal transduction; negative regulation of receptor guanylyl cyclase signaling pathway
Molecular function (GO): protein binding; 3',5'-cGMP-stimulated cyclic-nucleotide phosphodiesterase activity
Source: RefSeq, a predicted model, not a curated record